Molecule: messenger RNA, 2083 nt
Organism: Panicum hallii
Lineage: Eukaryota; Viridiplantae; Streptophyta; Magnoliopsida; Poales; Poaceae
Product: probable L-gulonolactone oxidase 6
Exons: 2
Coding region: 103-1890 (595 amino acids)
Cellular component (GO): membrane
Molecular function (GO): FAD binding; D-arabinono-1,4-lactone oxidase activity
Source: RefSeq, a predicted model, not a curated record
AGCUACUACCACUUGGAGUUGGAACAUUCCUGCCAGAUAGCUACAGAACAAGCAGUGCAGGUAGUCGAUCGCACGCAGCGCCGCAGCCAGAGGCAGGCGCCAAUGAUGGCCAUGCACGGCCUCCUCCGGGCCGUCAUCGCAGUUGCCAUCACGGUGGCGGCGGCGCAAUGGGUCUGCCCCGCGCGCCUCGCCGGGGCCAGCGCGCCGCCGCCGGUGGUCCGGUGCGGCGUGGCGGGCUGCACCGUGACCAACGCGUACGGCGUGUUCCCGGACCGCUCCGCGUGCCGCGCCGCGGCGGCCGCUUUCCCGGCGUCGGAGCGGGAACUGCUCGCCGUGGUGGCCAACGCCACAGCGGCCGGGACCAGGAUGAAGGUGGCCACGCGCUACUCCCACAGCGUGCCCAAGCUGGCCUGCCCCGCGGGAGACCGGGGCCUCAUCAUCAGCACCAACGCGCUGAACCGCGUGGUCGCGGUGGACGCCGCCCGGGGGGAGGUCACCGUGGAGAGCGGCGUCACGCUGGGGCAGCUCAUCGACGCCGCGGCGAAGGCCGGGCUGGCGGUGCCGUACACGCCCUACUGGCUGGGGCUCACCGUCGGCGGGCUGCUCUCCACGGGCGCGCACGGGAGCUCCCUCUGGGGGAAGGGCUCCGCUGUGCACGAGUACGUCGUCGGGAUGAGGAUUGUCACGCCGGCGCCGGCGGCCGAGGGGUACGCCAGGGUGCGGGUGCUCGGGGCCGGCGACCCGGAGCUGGACGCGGCGAAGGUGUCGCUCGGGGUGCUGGGGGUCAUCUCGCAGGUCACCCUGGCGCUGCAGCCCAUGUUCAAGCGGUCGGUGCGGUUCGAGAGGAGCGACGACGGCGACCUGGCGGACCGUGUCGUAGCCUUCGCCAAAGAGCACGAGUUCGCCGACAUCCUCUGGUACCCUGGCCACGGCAAGGCCGUCUACCGCGUCGACGACCGCGUGCCCCUCAACACCUCCGGCGACGGCGUCUACGACUUCAUCGGCUUCCGGCCGACGCCCACCCUCGCCCUCAAGGCCGACAGGCUCGCCGAGGAGGGCGUUGAAGCCACCAAGAACUCCGGCGGCAGGUGCGUCACGGCGCUAGCGACGAGGGCCAUCCUCUCCACCGGCAACUACGGCCUGAUGAAGAACGGCUUGCUGCCGCCGCUGCCGGGGCGGCCGGUAGUGGGGUUCCAGAACCGCAUCCAGUCGUCGGGACGCUGCCUGGCGGGCCCCGACGACGCCCUGCUCACGGCGUGCCCCUGGGACCCGCGCGUCUCCCACGGCACCUUCUACUUCCAGUCCGGCAUCAGCGUGCCGCUGUCCCGCGCCGCGUCCUUCAUCCGCGACGUGCAGCGGCUGCGCGACCUCAACCCGGACGCGCUCUGCGGCGUGGAGGUGUACAACGGCAUCCUGCUGCGCUACGUGAAAGCCUCGUCGGCGCACCUCGGCAAGUCGGAGGACAGCGUGGACUUCGACCUGACCUACUACCGGAGCCGCGACCCGGCGGCGCCGCGGCUGCAUGGGGACGCCGUGGAGGAGGUGGAGCAGAUGGCGCUGCGCAAGUACGGCGGCCUCCCGCACUGGGGCAAGAACCAGAACGCGGCGUUCGAGGGCGCCGCCGGGAGGUACGGCGCGGCGCGGGUGGCGGCGUUCGUGGCCGUGAAGCGCGCGUUCGACCCCGACGGGCUCUUCUCCAGCGAGUGGAGCGACGCGGUGCUCGGGAUCGGCGGCGGCGGCGUGAGCGUGGUGAGGGAUGGGUGCGCGCUGGAGGGGCUGUGCGUGUGCGCCCAGGACUCGCACUGCGCGCCCAGCAAGGGGUACUUCUGCCGGCCGGGGAGGGUGUACAAGGAGGCCAGGGUGUGCCGGCGUGACGACGACGACGACUAGCUUGGCACUGGCCGGCAGAGGCUGCAUGCUGACGCAGCAAAGUUGGCAGAGUAUUCGUUAAUUAAUGGUUAAGUGUGCAUGCAAGAUUUCUCAUGUAUCUACUACAUUAUCUGUUUGGUUUAUAAGCAACCCCUCCUGUUUUUUUUAAAAAAAGAUUAUUAGUCUAUGAGUUUUUAUUUUGUUGACGCGGAAA